This is a messenger RNA of Girardinichthys multiradiatus, 2675 nucleotides long. It is a transcript of the gene ttpal, whose product is annotated as tocopherol (alpha) transfer protein-like. Lineage: Eukaryota; Metazoa; Chordata; Actinopteri; Cyprinodontiformes; Goodeidae. The transcript is spliced from 6 exons. The coding region runs from base 157 to 1194 and encodes 345 amino acids. Gene Ontology annotation, molecular function: phosphatidylinositol bisphosphate binding. Gene Ontology annotation, cellular component: membrane. The record is from RefSeq and is a predicted model, not a curated record.
UGUCUGACAUGUCAGGACAGGCCUGUUUCCGAUAGACCCCGAACGCACCAGAGCAACAGACGCUGCGUCACAUGGUGCAAAUGGACCAAUAAGUGAACCCCGUUCACAAAACCCGGAAAAAAGGAUUUUGUACCGACAGCUUCACCCAGUCAGUCCAUGGCCGAUCAGCAUGAGUCUGUCAGCCUCUGUCCUCCCCAGGCGGACCAUGCAACAGCUGCAGGACACAGCUGGUUCCCUGGACCACCUCCGCCUAUGUAUUCCUGCACCUUGACCCCUGAACUGGUGGCCAAAGCACGGGAAGAGCUACAAGAGAAGCCCGAGUGGCGUCUACGAGAUGUCCAAGCACUGAGAGACAUGAUUCUCAAGGAACAUCCACAUCUCAGAACCCGACUAGAUGAUGCCUUCCUCCUGCGCUUCCUGCGGGCCAGGAAGUUCGACUAUGACCGUGCCCUACAGCUGCUGCUCAAUUACCACGCCGGCCGUAAGGCCUGGCCGGAGGUCUUCCAGGACCUGAAGCCAUCCACGGUCAAACACGUCCUGGACCUGGGUUUUCUCACGAUCCUGCCAAGGCCGGAUCCCAAUGGGAGAUACAUCCUCUUUCUCCAGCCAGGAAAAUGGAGACCAAAUGACUAUCCCUUUGUGGACAAUGUGCGGGCCAUUUAUCUGACUCUGGAGAAGCUGAUCCAGCCAGAGGAAACCCAGGUUAACGGGAUUGUCAUCCUAGCCGACUACACUGGGGUGGGCAUGUCGCAAGCAUCCAAUCCAGGCCCCUCUCUUGCCAAAAAAGUCGUGAGCAUACUCCAGGAUGGCUUUCCCAUCAGAAUCAAGGCUGUUAACAUUAUUAACGAGCCACGGAUUUUCAAAGGCAUCUUCGCUAUAAUCAAGCCUUUCCUGAAGGAGAAGAUGGCAGAGAGGUACGUCCUCCACGGCUCAGACCUGCGUUCACUGCAGAGGAACAUCCCUCCCUCGGUUCUGCCAGAGAACUACGGCGGCACCGCCGGCCAGCUGGACAUGAGCGCCUGGUCAAGGCUGCUGCUGGACUGUGAGGAGGAAUUUAUUGUGGAGUUCUGCCAGCCAGAUCCACUAGAGGGCGUGGUGCUCCCAGACUCCAUGCUGUUUGAAGGAGGGCAGGCUGGAGGAAAGGAUGAGGACGCCUUCAGAGGGCUACGCUCUCAGCUUUACUACUGUUACUGAUGUGCACACAGCCAGUCACUGAGAGGACUUCUUCUGUUUCAUCUGAAACACGGGUGUAAACUUUUAAAGAGCAAGUUGCCAAUACUCAAAUUUCUUUUACUAACUAAAGAGCACUACACUGUAUAAAAUUCACUCUACUUUAAAAGAAGCCCGGCAUUCAGUCAUUGCUGCAAGGCAGCUCCAUGCUCUCUGCUGAAGAGGCUUCUGAGUUCAUGCUCGAUCAGUGUUUCUUUGUUAUUGUCUUCACUAAUGUUUAUGGCUUUAUGUUGUUUAAUAGUUGUGUGCCUGGAUGGUAAUUGAAGCACAUUUUAUUUGUGUAUUUAAUAUUCCUACAAGAAGUUGCCCUAUCCAUUCAAAAAUCAGAACACCGCUUUUGCUUGAUUUGGCCGAUUAGAUAAAGGAAAGGUGUGCAUUUAUUUUAAUUUAAUAGAUAAAAAUAUAAAUAUAUCCAAGUUACAAGCAUCCCUCUUCAGACAAACAGCAGGGAAUCCAAUAAAAACACAAACUCGAAGUUGCUUUAUUGGUGUUCAUGCAUCAUCUAGAUACAAUCAAAACAUUCUUUUUGUUCUCCUAAAAUUACAGUUUCCAUAUUUCAAUACAUUCAGAUGAUAAUGAAUUCUACAAAUUAUUGAAAUGUUUUGGAAAUGCGAUGAUUAGGCUUUUUCUGGGAGAUUCUCAUUCCUGAUUUUCUUUGAGGUUUGACCUGCCAAUUAUGUGUUUUUUGUCUUUCUAACGACUAUAAACACUUAAAAAUGACAAAAAUGCACGAUAAUCACCAUUUAUACAUAAAAACCUGUUUCCCUAACUUUAAUCUUAAUUUUAAGAAUUUAAAAAAAGUCAAUCUAAGUACAUGUCCUUAACUGAUGUGUUUAUAGACCAGCAUUAUUUAGAGGUCUAAGUUAAUUGCAUUCAGUGAAUAUGAAAACGGUGCAUCUUUAAACAUUUUGUUUUGUGUCUUCUUUCUGUCAGUGUUACGUUUCCAUUAAUGUUUAGUUCAUGUUGUAGCUGAAGACAUAUGAAGACACUUCGUAUGUGCAGCAAUGGAAAACAUUGCCUUAAAUUGUUCUUUUAAGUUACACUUAUGUGCAUCAAAGCAAUAUUUGUGAGUGUUUGAAAUUAAACAGCUAGCUGCUAGUUCAGUUGAACGUAUAGGUUUCAGAGCCUUUUUUAGUAAAGGUUUUAGUUUUGGGCUUAUUUUUUUGAAGUUUAGGUAAUCUGCCUUAUGUAUAUUAUCGAUUAUUUGCAUGUUUUCUCAUGCAGUCUUAAUGCAUUACAUCACAUGACUUUAUAGACAUCUGACUUGCCAAAAUGUAUAUAAAUGUGCAAUAACACUGAAUUGAUGGUGUUGCCUCUGCCCAACGCUGAGUAUUUGUGUCCCGUCUUUUUAUUUUUCAUAUUUCAAGCAUGUCUGUUACUGUGCUGUAUUGUAUUGCAGGGUGUUUAUUGUUAAUGGUUAAGACAGUAAAGCUAUUAUACAGAAA